AUGAGCGCCUUCAACGAUGUGAUGACCCCUGGGAAGUUCGACUACAUGUACUAUCAGAACCUGGACAAGGGGCUAGGGCUGCUUGCUUCGGAUCAAGCCCUGGCUGCAGAUCGGAGAACGAAACCUUUCGUGGAGCUUUAUGCAAAGAACAAAAAGGCUUUCUUCGAAGCGUUUGCUCAAGUGAAGGAGAAGCUCAGCACCUACAAGAUAAAGACAGAGAAAGAUGGUGAGGUGAGGCACAGGUGUGACUAG
Messenger RNA from Linum tenue, 252 nucleotides. The record is from the annotation of a GenBank genome assembly. NCBI's taxonomy places the organism in Eukaryota, Viridiplantae, Streptophyta, Magnoliopsida, Malpighiales, Linaceae.